UGUUUUUUUCAGUUCUCGGAGUGAGUAGCAGAGCGAUUGCCAGAUCUCGCAGCGAAGAAUUGAGUCACACUACCAUCUCUGAGUCUUCUGUUCAAUUUAAGCGUUUGUUCAAGUCAUCGGAGAAGGCUGCAGUUUAGUUCUUAUUUUAUCGUACUUUAUUUUUUGAAUUUUGCAUCCGGAAAUUCCGUCAAUGCUUGCGGAAGUAGUGUUCCCAGUCGGCGUGGUGUUUCCAAGUUCACGAGAAGAUUUGUUUCCCCGGCGACUGUAAUCUAGCUGCGUCGAUUAAUUUGGUGUGGCUUAUUAGGAUGUUUGUGAAGGGUGUUUGUGAAGAAAUUUCUGGCGGUGAAGGGUAUCGUGAGGUUGAUUCUUCGGGUUUCUGUGAGCCUUAAGUUGAGGUGCAUUAAGGUUUUCGCCAGUUGGGAGAUGUUGGAUGGUGAUAAGCACGUUGAAUUCUUGGCCGAAAGAAGAAUCGUUAUUUAUGAGGAUUCGUGAUGUGGAGUAACUAGUGGAGGGCAAGAAUCUGUUGGAGUGGAAUGAGUGAGAUUUGAGUAUUGUGUCAUAUCUCUGUCUUGGUUAGGUUGAAUUUCGGAGGUAUGGAGAAAGACGAUGCUGUGUGAGGGCGGGAUUUUGUUGAGAGUGCAGUUCGAAGUGACGGGGUGAGGAGGGCGUAAGCUUAGAAAGAGUGCGGGAGUGGCAAUCAAUAUGGAUCAAGGCGAGUCAAAGAAACCGAUUGAGCUACUGGAGGAGCUCGUCCGAGUUUGCAAAGAUAGGUCACGGACGGCGGCAUUAUUCCAUGACAAUCUGCAGGACCUUUGGCCCACAUUGCAGGGCGCGUCGUCGCAUUCUUUGCCUAAGCUUCAGCUUUUGCAAGAGCAAAGAAUACUUCUGGCUUCAUCCCAACACCCGCAGAGGUUAAUUCAGAAGAUCGAGGAACUAAAGGAUGCUGGGGUGCAGGGUAUUGAUAGGUACAUUUGGCUGGUUGGUCAGAUUAUUUCAGAGCCCUCUUUGAAGGAGCUUCUGUCAAAAGAUCAGGGUCCAGAACCCUCCUUGGAUCAAGAUAUUGCCGAACCUCGUACUCCGGAUUUUUCUGGAUAUGCAUCAUCGGAGCUUGAUGAGAGCUUGCCGUCAAAGAAAAUGAGAGAAGCUGAGAACAUAUUUAAGUCUGUCCCUGGUUCUAGUCAGCGGAGGCUGAGCAUUGACGAUGGCGGUCAGGCUGGAUCUGCCAGCUGGAUUUCUAUACGAUCUGAAAAAAUUCUCGAUGUACCGAAGUCACUUAUAGAGGGCGUAUCCUAUCCAGCUACUCCUAGGUGGAAUAUUGAUAGACCUUAUCUUACUGGUCAACUAUUUCCCCAGAGCAGUACACCGAAUAGCACAAGGCGGAGUCCAACUUCCAAGUCUAUUCACCUCGAGAAAGAAGCAAACAGUCAUAGGGAAACAAUCAAGCCGCUUUCCAGCUUUUCACCCUAUGUCCAGGAGCUACUGGUGAUAGAGGACUUGCUUUCUGCAAUUGUUGGGAUUGAGGGUAAAUAUGUAUUUGCGCGAAGGGGUUGGCACAAAGAAGGAAACUCCUUUUCCUAUCAACUGGAUCCAACUUUGGAUGCUUCUUUAAGUGAUUUGGCCAAAAGGAUUCUUCCCUUGUGUGAAAAUUAUGUUGUAGUUAGCCAAUUUGCAGAAGCUCGAUCGCAUUUCAAACAUGGAUUGGUCAAUCACGCAUUUGCGGCGGCACUAAGAGCUAUCUUACAGGAUUAUCACGCCAUGACCGCGCAGCUUGAGCAUCAAUAUCGAUUAGGUCGUCUUUCCCUUCAAGGCUUGUGGUUUUUCUGUCAGCCUAUGGUUGCUGCUAUGCAAGUUCUUUCUACGGCAGUCCAGAGAGCGAUUGUGCAGCAUGCAUCUGGUGCAACAAUGCUCAAUCUGCUGCAGAAGCAGGCGAUAGCCAUGGCUGGCGACAACUCAGCUAGGUCAUUGCUUCAGAAGCUGAUCCAUGCAGCUAGCACUCCUUACUUCAGAAUAUUGGAAAGAUGGGUUUACGAAGGCGUGAUUGAUGACCCCUAUGGUGAAUUCUUGAUCAACGAAAAUAAAUCAUUGCAGAAGGAAAGUUUAAGCCAGGACUACUAUGCUACAUAUUGGCAACAGCGUUAUAGUCUACGGCAAGAGAUUCCUGGAUUCAUUACGAGCUAUGCUAAAACCAUCCUUACCACUGGGAAAUACUUGAAUGCCAUGCGCGAGUGUGGUCACAUUGUUCAGGUACCUUCGGGAGAGAAUGGCCCAUCAUCGAGUGGGCAUGCUCAGCAGCAAGUCUUAGAACGUAUAAAUGUCGCACAUGAUUUUGCGAGUGCAGAACUUCUCAACCUGAUAAAAAAUAAGUUUGACUUAAUUGGACGGCUUCGAUCUAUCAAACACUACUUUUUUGUUGAUCAGGGUGACUUUCUUGUUCACUUUAUGGACACAGCAAAAGAUGAGCUUACAAGGAAGCCAUCAGCAAUGUCUGUUGAGAAAUUGCAGUCUCUGUUGGAGUUGGCUCUACGAACAUCAGUUGCGGCUUCAGAUCCAUAUCAUGAAGACCUCACAUGCAGCAUUGAAGAGUUAAGUCUCAUGACGCAGCUGCAUAACAUCGUGCGCAAUGGAACGGUCACUUCUCAGCAUACAGGCCCUACAGAAAGUGCCAACGCACCAGGGCUCGCCAGUGGAAGCACGACCGGAUUAGAGACAUUCACUCUAGAAUACAAGGUUAAAUGGCCUUUGUCAUUAGUCGUCUCCAGAAAAGCACUGACAAAGUAUCAGCUCAUAUUUCGACAUAUUUUUCAUUGCAAGCAUGUGGAACGUCAGUUGUGUGCAACGUGGCAAAAGCACCAGUCUACAGUGCGCACAGUCAAUACCUUGGGAACUGCUAUAUCUCGAUCCUAUGUCGUUUGUCAACGGAUGCUCCACUUUCUGCAGACUUUCCAGCACUACAUGACAUUUGAGGUUCUGGAGCCGAACUGGCACAUAAUGCAUGGUCAGCUUUUAAAUGCCAAAAGUAUUGAUGAAGUUAUGCAGCAUCAUGACGCAUUCUUGGAGAAGUGUCUGAGACAGUGCACACUUUUAUGGCCUCAGAUCUUGAAGAAAGUGGACAAGCUGAAGUUUAUUUGUCUGAAAUAUGCAACUGCAACUCAGUGGUUGAUCCCAGCACUAUUCCGCCAGAACGAAAAUUUUCAGCAAUCAAGUUCCACGAACAAUAAAUCAAAGAAAGGUUACAAGGAGAGGCGAGGAAGAAUUGAAUAUCCUAUGCAUGCUAGGCAAGCAGCUGAAGACAGCAAUUUCAAGAUGACAAUAGGGAAAAUCGACGAAGAGUUUUUCAAGGAACUUAAACUAUUAGUGGUGUUGUUGAGCAACGUGUCACAAAGUGAGCCGUGUUUAGCACAUCUUGCCCAAGGCUUGCAAGGUGUUGCAUGACUAGAUCUUUUCUCGCACGGCUAGCCACUGGUCGCAGUCCCAGCUAACUUGAAGUUCCUCAUGGAAAGACUUGCACCAAUGUCUCGGAGCUUUUAGAACAAAUCGGCUUGUCCUUUGGUUCUGCCAAUUAGAUAUAUUAGGAGCUCGCGACAGUGACGCAUCCGCCGAAGUAAAAUCAUGAUACGAGCUAGUCGAGACCCAAAGAUUUGAAUCAUUUUUGUCCACUUCCACAAUAUGUGACGUCCAGUAAAACAUGGUGAUAUUCUGAAGAGCGUGGUUCGUCACAUCCAGGACUUGCAAGAAUACUUGACAUCGGUCAUCGUGCAAACUUGCAGUUCAAGUCAUCAAGCAACUUGGGUCGAGUCCCUCUCAGAAGAGCGCCUGCAUCCCACUUUGUAACCCACGUUGAGAACCUCAAGUUGUCAGAACUUGAGAUCCGCAGAGUGUGCACGUGCCUUCGACUUCUUACAACAGUCAGUUUCCGGUCGUCCGAGGCAGAACCCAUCUGGCAGUUUUAACUGUUGGGUUUCGCGUGUAUCGUAGGCCUCACAGGUUUUGAAGCCUUCUAAAUUGAGGUUCUCUAUAAACGGUGUGGAACUCCUCCUUGUGUUGGCCCAUUCUCCAUGUAUAUCUAUGCACCCAAGUAUCAUCCGCG
This is a messenger RNA of Physcomitrium patens, 4087 nucleotides long. RefSeq names its product gamma-tubulin complex component 2. Gene Ontology annotation, cellular component: gamma-tubulin complex; spindle pole; microtubule organizing center. Gene Ontology annotation, biological process: mitotic cell cycle; meiotic cell cycle; microtubule nucleation. NCBI's taxonomy places the organism in Eukaryota, Viridiplantae, Streptophyta, Bryopsida, Funariales, Funariaceae. The record is from RefSeq and is a predicted model, not a curated record. Gene Ontology annotation, molecular function: microtubule minus-end binding; gamma-tubulin binding.